Messenger RNA from Vespula vulgaris, 1035 nucleotides. RefSeq lists its product as uncharacterized. Bases 65 to 799 code for a protein of 244 amino acids. The transcript has 5 exons. The record is from RefSeq and is a predicted model, not a curated record. Gene Ontology annotation, cellular component: trans-Golgi network. NCBI's taxonomy places the organism in Eukaryota, Metazoa, Arthropoda, Insecta, Hymenoptera, Vespidae.
UGUCCGUAGUUGUCGCUAAAGUCGCAUACUCUUUUCGUGUGAGAGGUAGUGACAGCCUUAAGUGAUGUUUCUGUAUAGCUCAAUGUUUAUUAUAUUCGGAUUAGUUUUCAUACUUUUUUGUGACACAACGUUAGCAAAAUGUAAUAAAAUCAGCUUUUGCACUUGCAUCGUUCCUGGUAAUGAAGUUAAGAAAUUAAUUGAUCUUGUAGACAAUGGAAUAUUAGAUAAGAAAUUGUCUCAUACAUUGUAUAUUGAUCUUUGUGCAAAUGUAACACUAAAAACUAAAGAGAAUGAAUUCCAAUGUACUAAACAAAAUGGAUCGUUCUGUGCUACUAAUUCUUACAAGAAAGAAUUUACUGACUUAGGAGUUGUGAAUCAGUCAAAUAUAAACUUGAUAUUAGGGUACAAUAAUAUAUCAAUAUCCAUAGUUAAUCCGAAUUCAAAUUCGACUGUUAAGACAACCGUUAGUUGCUGUACAGGAUGUACCGCAAAACUUGUUUCCGAUACUAUUACUUAUCAUGUUCCACCAUUAGGGACAAUAAAUCCAUGUAAAAACCAAAUGUCUGCUGGCACUGUUUCUAUAGGAUCUACUUUAGUAAUUCUACUAUUUGUGUUCAGCGGAUUAUAUUUUAUCGGUGGUGCGAUAGCAUUGAGGUUGUUAAGAGGUGCAACCGGUUGGGAAAUGUUACCAAACCAUGAAUUCUGGUGUGAUCUUCCAUCGCUUAUUCGAUAUAUUCAUACAAGCAUGUACAUGCAUUCAUAUUCACAUAGUAACACAUACUAUGCACACACGAGAUGAAAUAUGUAUGUGUGUGUGUGUAUAUAUAUACACAUAUAUUUUAUUAUUUUUUGCCUACGUAUAUUACCAUGUACAUACUAUAAAUGAGAGAAUGUGAUAUUUGUUAUGGAUUUAACAUAUAAAUUUUAGUAUAUAUUAUAACAUUAAGAUACAAAAGUAAAUUUCAAUCGAGUUUCUUUAAGCGAAAGACAAUGUAAGAACAAUAAAGAAUGCUAACAUGAGAUACCAAAAACAAA